Messenger RNA from Darwinula stevensoni, 2117 nucleotides. The record is from the annotation of a GenBank genome assembly. NCBI's taxonomy places the organism in Eukaryota, Metazoa, Arthropoda, Ostracoda, Podocopida, Darwinulidae.
CCACCGCCGGCGACGCACGUGCGUUUCAUUCUGCGGCGCUGGACUCGUGGGUCUUUCCUCGGCCUCCUUUCGAGGACGUUUCGUCCGUGCCUUCUGUUUUGCAUAUUGACCGGUUGGCUUCACGGGUGUUCGCAGAUAUUCGCCCAAGAAGAUGAAGAGACUGUUUUCGACAUCUCGUAGUUUACAUUUGGCUUUGAAGUCCUCCGUAAAUCCGUCCGUUUCUGCGGAAUUCACAUCCCGGUCUCCUGUCAGAGUUAGGCCUAAGUACAACGUAAGGCCAAAAACCGAGUCCCAAGCUAGCCUGCCUCUCGGUAAGCUCGCUCAACAGGUGAGUCUCGAAGCUCUGCAGUUCGGAUCGCUAAGAGGAAGACCGGAAUAUUCGCGGACGACUGUCGAUGUUGGCAAUUUCGACGAAGGGAGAGUUGCCCCCUCUUCCGACCUGUAUGAGUCAUGGACGAAGAGGACGCCGAUCCAAGUGCCUGAGACCGAGCACGAUCUCCUGUCCGUGCUGAGUUCCAUCCCAAAGACCCGGGAUCUCCUGAGCGAAGCGUGGAACGUGAAGUCGGUGGACGAGAUGCUGUGCAAUAUCAUUAUGAGGAAGACAAAUUUGGACCUGUCCCUUUGGCUCAUGGACACGAUGGUGUUCCAUCUGUCGUUCCAAGCCACGAGGCUCAAGUUCUUCAGAAAGUUCCUGACCGUCUGCGAGAGGAACCUCCGCCGUCUUCGACGGGAGCAGCUCGUCCAGGUGGUCCACUAUUGUGGAAUUUCUAAGAACAGAGUGCUUGCAGAAAGGACAUUGGAAAGUGCUCUUCCGAUGAUCCGGGAACUCGUCGCUACGGGUUCGGUCGAGGAUCCUCUCCUCGCCGAAAUGGGAAUCCUGUGUGCAGCCUAUCACAAGUGCGGCAUGAAGAUCACGGAUCCCGACGUUCUCGAGAAGCUGACUGCGAUGGUGCAGAAUGUGUUGAAGGAAGGAGGACAGGGCCAUUGUCAGGCAACAGCCUUUCCACUCAUUUCCAUGCUGAAGGUCCUACGUCAUUCCAUGCACUGGAAUGAGAAUCUUUUGCAUUCAGUCAAGUCAUUCAUAUCUCAGCACCUUGUUCAUUUGAGCAUGGCUGAGAUGCAUCACCUGCUAUCAGUACUCUCCAAUGCCUUUCACUUUGACGAGGAAUUGUGCCGCUCGUCAGAGCGACACGCGAGCGAUCUCCUCGCGAGUUUGACGACCGACUGGACGAAAACGCACCCGAGCCAGACCAUCCGUCCCAAGGAUUUAGAGGGCAUCCUUUGGAACUUCUGCUCCGUCGGGUACCGUCCCGAUGACGCGUUCUUGACCUCUGCCGAGAAUUUCAUGAGGGGAUCCUAUCAGGCAAUGGACUACUUUGGACAGAUGCCAUGCCUCAUCAAGACUCUUUUCUAUCUUGGAAUGGUGAACAGAUAUCCAGAGGAUCUCCUUAACAAGGUCCUUCGUCCUGAAGUCGCCAGCAAUCUCAUUGUUAGCAAGCAGAGUCGAACACUACAGCAACUUGGGAUGUUGGAGUAUGCAUGGGCGACAGAACGAGGAGGAUUGCAUUCCAAGCAGGUUGUGGAUGGGAGAAGAAUGGCAGAUUCUCUCCCACAUCGCAGCAUCUCUCAGGAGUUGGAACAGCGACCAAUGCUGAAGGAGACUCUGCUCCUCCUGAAAGAUGCAUCUCCACCUUCAGUCUUGGUCUCACCUGCAUUUCCCAUUCCACACCUUUUGAUUGGAAGCAUCUGUAUCAAUUCGCUCCAGUCGGACCAAGGGGCUUUCUAUAUAGAAGUCUUAGAUGAACAUGUGUGCUGCUCCAAUAUUUCCAGCCCUGUGGGUCUAAUGAAGUGGAAAAUGCGUCUCUUGGUGGCAAAGGGCUUUCCUGUCAUCACAGUGAAACCCGAGGACCUAGAGUGCCGAGACAGAAUCUGGGAGACCGUAACGAAGAAGCUCUCUGAUGUUCCCUAGAGUAAUCAUUGACCCUCCUUCAUUUUAGAGGGAGGCUAUUCGUAGAGCAAGGAUUUUAUAGCUUUAUUAUGAUUUUCCAGCUACAUUUGCGAAAGUAUUUUUUGGAUCAUAAAGUGCCUUAAAUAGAAGUGGUAAACAUGUCAGACCC